Clonostachys solani is the source of this 291-nucleotide messenger RNA. The record is from the annotation of a GenBank genome assembly. NCBI's taxonomy places the organism in Eukaryota, Fungi, Ascomycota, Sordariomycetes, Hypocreales, Bionectriaceae.
AUGCUUCGAACAACCUUCACCAAGACGGCUUCCGUCCGCCCUCUCCGCGCUGCCUUCACCACCACUGUUCGUGCCAUGGGUGAAGGCGACACUGGUGCCCCGCCCAAGACUGGUGGUGUUGGUGACGCCUUCCAGCGCCGCGAGAAGGCCAGCGAGGAUUACGCCAUCCGCCAGCGUGAGAAGGAGAAGCUUCUCGAGCUCAAGAAGAAGCUCCAGGAGCAGAAGGAGCACCUCGAGCGCCUGUCCCAGCACAUUGACGAGAUCACCAAGGACCAGGACGAGAAGAACUAA